Molecule: messenger RNA, 4364 nt
Organism: Venturia canescens
Lineage: Eukaryota; Metazoa; Arthropoda; Insecta; Hymenoptera; Ichneumonidae
Product: neprilysin-2-like
Exons: 10
Coding region: 307-2454 (715 amino acids)
Biological process (GO): protein processing
Cellular component (GO): plasma membrane
Molecular function (GO): metalloendopeptidase activity
Source: RefSeq, marked provisional
GGCCAUGGAUGAGGUGUUGUUAACACGUUCCGAGAUAUCCAAUAUCUGCAGUGGAUUCGAAUACAUGAAAAAUACACGUUUCGAGUCAUAAUCCGACGAGAAGAAAGAAAAAACGAGUUAUAUUUGCACGUGGAACGUUUCCCAGAGGAGACGCCUGUUUUUUUUGUUUGCGUAUACUAUUUGCAAAAUAUUAUAACAAUAGCGGCGCAUUGUUAGGAAAAAUUCACAUUUAUUCUAUUAUAACAACCAUGGUAUAAGAGACGUUUGUGAAAGCGAAUAAAACAUACAUUUUCUAAGGGUUCAAAGAUGAAAGCUUUAGUCCGUAGUCUCACGGGAAUAGAAGUAUCAAUUGUCUUUAUAUUAUGUAUUUCCUUAAUGACAGAAGAAACCGUAACCAAUAUAAACAACAACUUCAACUCGACUGCAGGUUAUCAUGAAAAUUUGUGCCUGACGCCGGAAUGUCUUCAUACUGCAUCUAUGAUCCAGAAGAAUAUAGAUUCCAGUGUCGACCCGUGCGACAAUUUUUAUGGUUACGCCUGCGGUGGGUUCAUUAAGAACACAAUCAUACCUAACGACGAAGGCAGCGUCAACAGCUAUAUGAUCAUUCAUAAAAUCGUACAAGAAAGACUCAAAGCAAUCAUGCAGGCUGAAUGUGUACCAAAUGAACCGAAACACUUUGGGCUAGUGAAGAAACUCUACAAGGCGUGUAUGAACACGAGAGCAAUCGAAGCAAGGGGAUUCGAACCUAUUCUCAAGAUUCUCCGAUACUCUGGUGGGUGGCCAGUUCUCGAUGGUAAUUCGUGGGAGAGUAAUGAGUUUAACUGGAUGAAAUCGAUCCAUAAACUUCGCGAAGCCGGUUCUUCUUUCGAUUAUUUCGUCAAGUUCGACGUUUCCGCAAAUCCGGUAAACAACACUCACCGUGUCAUUAUUCUUGAUCAACCGAGUCUUGGAAUCGAUAGUGAACAUGUUACAAAAGACUUUGACACCGAGACGCUCAAGGCUUAUUACAAUGAAAUGGUGGAAUUUGCUGUAAUGCUCGGUGCUGAUAAAACUCGAGCAACGAAGGAACUCAGAGAGUCGUUGAUGUUCGAAAUGAAACUGGCAAAAAUUUCAUCGCCACGCGAGAAGCGUAGAAACGCAACACAACUGUACAAUCCCAUGACACUCUCACAACUGUCGAAAAAGUAUCCAAACGUGAAGUGGAAGGAAUAUUUCAAUAGAUUGUUGCCAUCAUCGAUUAUCGUUGACGAGGAAGAACUCGUAAUCGUAUACGAGCCGAGUUACAUAGCUCAUUUCGACAAGUUGAUAUCGCAAACGCCAAAAAAAGUUCAGGCAAAUUAUGUUAUGUGGAGAACUGCCAACACGUUGAAAAAUUACAUGAGCAAAAAUUUAUUUGCCGGAUUAACCGAUCGUAAUACGAGAGCAGAGGAAUGUAUUCCUACGAUUGCUGAACUUUUACCGAAUGUUGUUGGCGCUAUGUAUGUUAAGAAGUAUUUCGAUGAACGAUCUAAAAAAAAUGCUGCCGAAAUGGUUAUGGAUAUGAGGAAACGAUUCACUAAUAUUUUAAAAACUUUAGACUGGAUGGAUGAAACGACACGAACAGAGGCGUUGAAUAAAGCGACAGCAAUGCAAAGUCAUAUCGCGUAUCCGGAUGAGUUGUUGGACGAUGAUAAACUCGAAAACUUUUACGCUAAACUCGAAUUGUCUGGAAACCAUUAUUUCGAGAGUGUAUUGAAGGUAACUCUCUUCAACACCGAAUAUACGUUGAGUCAGUUGCGAAAACCUAUCAACAAAACUGAAUGGUUAUCUCAUGGAUCAGCGGCCGUCGUAAAUGCGUUUUAUUCUGCAGUAAAAAAUAGUAUUCAAUUCACUGCUGGUCUCUUGCAAGGGACUUUGUUUGCGAGCGAUCGCCCUAAGUACAUGAACUAUGGUGCCAUUGGAUUCAUUAUUGGCCAUGAAAUAACACACGGCUUUGACCGCGAAGGCAAGCAGUUCGACAAGGAUGGCAAUCUAGUUGAUUGGUGGGCACCGGCGACUGAAGAAAAAUAUCUCAAACGCGUACAGUGUAUAAUUAAUCAAUAUAAUAAUUACACCGUUCGAGAGGUUGAUUUAAAGCUAAACGGUGUGAAUACGUUGAGUGAAAACAUUGCAGACAAUGGGGGGAUCAAAAUCGCAUAUCAAGCCUACAGCAGUUGGGCUGCUAAGAAUAACCCAGAAAAACGAUUACCUGGAAUUGAUAAAACUCCGAAGCAAAUGUUCUGGUUGAGCGCUGCAAACGUUUGGUGCGCCAAGUAUACACGUGAAGAUUUACGAUCACGUGUAAUCUCAGACGUGCACAGUCCUUCCGAGUUCCGAGUUCUCGGCUCAUUUUCGAACAUGCUAGAAUUCGCUAAUGACUUCCAAUGUCCUGUCGGUUCGAAGAUGAAUCCCAUUAAAAAAUGUUCAUUUUGGUGACUAGAAAUUGUACCUAAUCCCCACAACUAUCGAUCCACGAAAUCCGUUGGCAUCACACUCUGCGUCCAAGCAUGAGUGAAUUACUAUUUCCAUGGAUAUAUUAUAUUACAUGAAUUUCCGCGUGUUCUUGUAAAUCAAAUAAAUUUAUCAUAAAUAGGGUAAUGUGGGGCAAAAUGGACACUUAAGGAUUUAAGCAAGUUUCAUUGAUGAGCAUAUGGUCUUUCAACUAUUUUUGAGUCCCAAAAUUGAUGCCUAGUCCUUGUUUUCCGAAUUUCGUAAAAAAAAAAUUUCGGGGCAAAACGGACACGGCCCCUUAGAGGCAUAAAAAUCGAAAAACCGACAUUUUUCGAAAUACAGUCGUUCUAAGCGACUGUUCCCGAAUAGAAUGUCAACUCGGUAAUAUGGGAAAAGAAAUGGGACCACUCAGGCUCCAUUCCUUGGAUGUAAAUGAAAAGAAAUGAGUCAAAUCUUAUAUCCCAUUUCUUUCAUGUUUUUGAGGAAUGCAAAAAAUCAACUUUGGGUUCACCGUGCUGGGGUAUAUUCCGUGUUCGCACUAUAUCAGAGUCCCACCAUUAAUUCAUGGCCCUAGUUUCCGGAAUUUCUUCAAAAAAAUUUUCCGGGGCACAACGGACACAGAGCCUCCAAGAGGCAUAAAAAUCAAAAUAUCGACAUUUUUCGAAAUGUAGCAGUUUAGCAGACAGAAAAAAAGCUCACCCAAGACAGCCAAGUCCUCGUCUUUUGAAGACGUUUCUUGCAUUUUUUGUGAAGGGUUAUAAGGGAAUGUGGGGCAAAGUGGGCACCCUAAGCGAUUAAGCUACAUGUAUCGGUUUACAUAUGGUCUUUCGUCUACUGUUGUGUCCAAAAACUGAAUCCCCAUGCUUAUUUUUCAUAUCCUUAAAAAAAAGAAUUAUGGGGCAAAGUGGGCACCUGCUCCGAAAAAAAAAAUGCUCAAAUGACAAUUUAAACUAAUUUUCACACAUGUACAAUCAAAUUGGAAGAAAUUUGAAUUUUUGAAAAAAAAAUGAAACAAUACAUUUAUUUAAGUGCUCACUUUGCCCCGGGUGUCCACUUUGCCCCACAUUCCCAUAUUCGUUGUCCUCUGAAUAUUGGAUUUACUGUGUAACAUCCAAAAAAUGGGCACACACCUUGUGUACAAGUGUUGAAGACGAAAAUGUCAGCUAUAAGUGCGAUUUUUAUAAAAAAUGAAUAAAAAACCUUUUUUCCUUAUUCGUACUUUGAUUACUAUUGUGGUUUUUAAAAAUAAGUCAAAAAAGUGAAUAAAUAGUGAGAAAGUAGUUUGGGAUCUAUUUCGCUCUGAAACUUGAAUUUUUUGGGGAUGUCACCGUGGAAUUCAACAAUUUACCAUGAUUUAUGGUCAGGACAUGAUUUGGAACCGAAAAAAAACUGUUAUGCAUUUUAGGAAAUUUUAGUUUCGGGAAAGUCCAUUUUGCCCCGGAAUUCAACUUUAUGGGGCAAAAUGGACACUGUGUCCGUUUUGCCCCAUAUGUCCAUUUUGCCCCAUAUUACCCUAAUUAAAUUACUUUGUUUCAAAGUGGUGCCACCAGAUUUAAUCUGAUGGCACGUGUUAACCGACUCUUAAAAUAAUACAUUUUACAAGUGAACUACGUUACGAUCUAAUAUCGAGAAAAAGUUGUGUAAACCAGCGGACGUGUUUUUUUUCUUUUAUAUCCUCCAUUAUCGAAACGAUUACGAAAUUGAUACUUAGCAUGCAGAAAUUAAAAAGCACGUUUUUUCGUUCUAGAUAAGAUUAUUGAAAAAGGUAUGGAACCAUUCUUGAUAACGUAUUAGCAGGGAAAGACGAAACGUGCAUUCGAACAAUAAAACUACUCGAUUGUACGAUAAAAAGUUGUUCAAAAAACGAAAUAAAGAUAUUUUGUCAUUUUCAGUAA